AUGGGAUCCGAACCAUUGUUCAGCUCCGAUCCCUCCGACCAUGCCAAGUGGACCGAGAUGACUACGAUAAACCAGACGUCCGCCGGCCAAGACCAUGACAGAUUCGAUCCCGACGACUCCUUCGCCAUGGCCCGCAUGAUUCCAGCAAAAGACGGCGGCGGUCCGGCGACAGGCGACGACGACAUUAGUGCACCGCAAAAGAUGAUAUCGGCCAUGUCCGGCAGUCUACUCACCUCGCUUCUCGUGACACCCCUCGAUGUCGUGAGAGUCCGAUGGCAAUCCCAAACUGUUACCCCGCCCUCGGUGGACUUCUCCAAGCUCGCGAUGACGACCAGCAACCUGAAGGCGUUCAACACGGAGAACCUCGGAGUUACGGCAUGCUGCAGAGAGGUCUUCUUCAUGAACAACUCUUCCGAGCUGUGCAUAGCGAUGCCCAGGGCGGAGGGCGCGGCGACCGCCGCAGCGGCUGAAUGCGCUGUCGAGGAGGUGGAACGAAAGACCAUCAGCUCGACCAUGGACGGACUGAGAAAGAUCGCGCGCAAUGAGGGGUUCACCAGCCUCUGGCGGGGUCUGUCUCCCACAUUAUUAAUGACAAUCCCCGGCAACAUCAUCUACUUCACCGGCUACGACUGGCUGCGAUACAACAGAAAGAGCCCGAUUGCUCAAAGGCUCAACGACGACACUGCCCCCCUCGUCGCCGGCUCCGGAGCCCGCAUUCUCGCCGCCGCCGCCGUCAGCCCGAUCGAGUUGUUCCGCACGAGAAUGCAAGCCACGUCCGGCAACUCUGCAACAGGCCACCUCGCCAACACCUUCAGAGGCAUCAAGGAAAUGGUCAACACGAGCGGUUACAGUGCUCUAUGGAGGGGUCUGACCCUGACUCUGUGGAGGGAUGUGCCCUUCUCGGGUAUCUACUGGUGGGGAUACGAGACGAUCCGGGGAAAGUUGACGGACCUGCGUGAGACCCGCCGCGGCCGGACCCUGGAUGUUAGAGGCUCCCGGACACAGUCGCGCCGGAGAUCGCAGAGCCGGGAGAACCAUUCGGAAACAUUGACCGACAGCUUCAUCGCCGGCGCCGUUUCCGGCGGAUUUGCAUCGAUAGUAACGAUGCCGUUUGACGUCGGCAAGACCAGGACUCAGGUCUACCGCGACUCCCCCAAUGCCGCCAAAGCGGCCGCUGCAGAGCAAGGCUCCAUGAUGCGCUUACUCUACCACAUCUUUUCCACCGAGGGAAUCUCAGGCUUGUGGAAGGGCUGGAUUCCUCGCACGCUCAAGGUCGCUCCGGCAUGCGCCAUCAUGAUCAGCAGCUACGAAGUCGGCAAGCGGGUGUUCAGGAGCGUCAACGAGAAGUCCAGGCAGGAAACGGACUAA
This is a messenger RNA of Colletotrichum karsti, 1368 nucleotides long. RefSeq lists its product as uncharacterized. The coding region runs from base 1 to 1368 and encodes 455 amino acids. Gene Ontology annotation, biological process: mitochondrial transmembrane transport. The transcript has 2 exons. Lineage: Eukaryota; Fungi; Ascomycota; Sordariomycetes; Glomerellales; Glomerellaceae. The record is from RefSeq and is a predicted model, not a curated record.